UAAUGCAUACAUCUGCGAGUGUCCUACGAGUGUUUCUGGACACCCUGCGGACAUCCGUCUGCAAGACUCUUGACGCGCGAUUUAUUUCCGGGUCUCUGGAUCUCCAUGGUGCGUUGCUACGUGACUUUGUCGGUGGAUCGUUCCGAGGAGCAUCGUCCUGUAACGACGGAGAACUUGGAUACACAUCGAGGAAGUAUACCCUGGACAACGUGGACAGGUUUCGUUCCGUGGUGAAAUCCACUCGCUAUUGCCAGCUACGGUGUCCGCGACAGUGAAAGCAGGGAUGAUCGAUGACUUUCAUUAGACCGUGGAUUCACAUAUUUUAGUGGAUAUCUGACACAGUGUCUGGAUUCGUGGAUACGAUAACUGGAGCAAGUUGCAUAAUACUGUACGUAGAGUGUGUGUCAAGGGUAGCGUGUGAAAGGUUCAAGGGAAACCAGAAGGGCGGAACAUCAAUCGAAGCAUCGAUUUUAAAGUCGAUUCAACCCGGAUAUAUCGUCGAUUUUGAUUCGCUGUUGUGCGCGCUGAGGGAAGCAGAAACGAUUCGACCAGGAAACGAUCGACAGUGAAACGAGUGAAAGACGUGUUAAAAAUGCUGUGUCGCUGGCUCGCUGUACUGAUACUCGCUGGUUUUCUGCUGGUUAUCGAAGGGAUUGCGGUCGGUCAAGGUAAUUUUGCACGGGAUCAAAAGCUGCACGGUGGAACUGUCUUCAGCAAUCACAACGUCACUAAUGCGACGUUCGAGAUGAACGUUCCACGAAACGUAACCACCGCAGUCGGUCAGUCGGCUUUUCUUAAUUGCAUAGUUCAUCAGUUAUCAGGUAAUGAAGAGGUGUCCUGGAUGCGUAAGAGGGACAUGCAUAUCCUGAGCGCCGGAACUUCUACUUACACGUCGGAUCUGAGGUUCGAAGUGAUCCAUCCGGUAAAGUCUGAGAACUGGACUCUGCACAUCAAGUCGCCGCAGAAACGGGACUUCGGUGUGUACGAGUGCCAGGUCAGCACGGAGCCGAAAAUGUCGCUGAACUACACCCUGAACGUAGUCGAGGCACGAGCCAGAAUAAGCGGCCAGUCGGAGAGGUACGUGAAGACCGGAAGUCUUCUUACGCUCACCUGCCAGAUGUCCCAAGGACCUCACGAUUUGGGCACAGUAGCUUGGUACCGUGGUAAUCAGCCAGUGGUAACAUCACCGUAUUCUGAAAACGAUGUCAACGGCAAACCACGAAUUACCGUCGAAACUGAGUGGAGCGAUGCCCUCACGUCGAAGUUGAACAUCACUCAUGCGAAGCCAAGCGAUUCUGGAAACUACAGUUGCGUACCCACUGUGGCGGAUAGUGCCAGCGUCAUCGUACACGUUAUCAAUGGAGAGAAACCAGCUGCAAUGCAGCACGGGAACACGGCAGCAGGCUCGCCGACAUCGAAGACUGUCCUUGUAAUGCUCGCCUUCUUUUUGGGUCAAUUGAGAUAA
Colletes gigas is the source of this 1465-nucleotide messenger RNA. It is a transcript of the gene dpr1, whose product is annotated as hemicentin-1-like. Lineage: Eukaryota; Metazoa; Arthropoda; Insecta; Hymenoptera; Colletidae. The record is from RefSeq and is a predicted model, not a curated record. The coding region runs from base 593 to 1465 and encodes 290 amino acids. Gene Ontology annotation, biological process: synapse organization. The transcript has 6 exons. Gene Ontology annotation, cellular component: neuron projection membrane.